AUGUUCGCUCAAUCUUUUGCCAGCUUGGAAUCCAGCAAAGUUAAUAAACCAAAAAAAAGCUAACUUGGAAUGUUAUCAACUGCCAUUAGUAAAAUUGGAGAGUCUAGCUAUACCACUAAAACCAGUUAGUCAACUAAUAUGUCUCCAGUCAGAAUGAGAAUAUUCAGAGACUCAUCACCAAAAUAAAGCAAAGGCUUACAAGGAGUAGUAGUUGGGGAAUACCACCCUUUAACACCCUCACAAAUUGUAUUUAGUAGCAUUCACAAAAAUUCUUCUCAUAUUUAACACAAUACAAAUUAUAUUGAAUCUCCCUAAAAGACUAAAGUAAGACUGGAUAGAUUCAAAAAUUGGGAUUCAAAAUUGGGUUUAGAGCUUUAGAUCUAAAAUACUAAAUUCACUCGAUUCAAUAAUGAAUUAUCACAUUCAAGUUUCCAACCUCAUCAUUUAUCCUCCAAAUCGUCUGUAUUUUUGGGUAACAAUCAGGGCAGAUUAGGUUUUGGUGGAAAUCAAAGUGAUAUAAGACUAUUGAGUGCAAAAUUGAAUGCAAUCCCACCUACUCAAAUAGGUGCAUUUACUGUUGGACACAAUCAUGAAUUAGCAGACUUACAAUAAUCCCUUACUAGAAUCUUAAAAUCAAGUCAUUAGUAUUGAACAAUAUUGAUAAUUAUAUUAAAUUAAAAGAAUAUUAAUAUGGACAUAAAUAUAAAUUUCAAGUGAAAC
Messenger RNA from Paramecium tetraurelia, 720 nucleotides. RefSeq lists its product as uncharacterized. The transcript is spliced from 3 exons. The record is from RefSeq and is a predicted model, not a curated record. NCBI's taxonomy places the organism in Eukaryota, Ciliophora, Oligohymenophorea, Peniculida, Parameciidae.